Messenger RNA from Caenorhabditis bovis, 1038 nucleotides. The record is from the annotation of a GenBank genome assembly. Lineage: Eukaryota; Metazoa; Nematoda; Chromadorea; Rhabditida; Rhabditidae.
AUGGCCGAUAAUAGACUAGCCGAAGCAAAAGCUGAUCCAUCACAACCAUCUUUCCUCGAUUUGCCGGUGGAAAUUGCAUCGAAUAUCGCUAGACAGUGCAGAGUGAAGACGAGACACAGUCUAUCACUGACAUCGAAAACGCUUUAUUUGUUCGACGCUCAUCUAGGUUAUAACAUUCAUCAAAUACGAAUCUCAAGUGCAACUCUACGAAAUUUUGACGGCGGGCAUGUGCCAGGAAUCAGAAUCGAUAUUUUCCUUUUAAAUCCACGAGAUUCGGUAACAUACCAUUUCUUCAAUUUCGACGGCUUCACAGACGUCACAAAGCAUUUCACAAGUGUGCCAGGCCAAAAUUAUUUGACAAUUGCCCUAAAGAUAUACCAACGAUUCGUACAUAACUCAAUUAUUACCAGAAUUGACUUUUCGUAUUGCUCGCAUUUUGUCGAUAAAAUUCCAAAUAUAUAUUGCGAAAAGACGACAAUUCUCAUGAACCAGUUGGUCCAUCUCGAGAAGCUUUUUGAGAAACUGGAAAACAAGCAUAUUCAAUAUUUGGAUAUUACUUUACUCACUGAUACCCUCAUCACUAGAAAAUAUCCAGAAAUAAUAAAUGCUGUUUGUUUGACACUUUCCGCUAGAAUCACAUCCGAAGUAUUCAUGUCCUUGACUUCACGAUGGGUGAUCAUUGAGAAAACUUGCGUCGACACUGAUAUGCUGCGGGCGUUUAGAUGGUCAAAUGGUGAGGGCUCAAAUGACUUUUUGUAUCUUGUCGCUGCUGGAUAUGACAUCGAUCUUGACAGAGUUACAAAAGAUAUAAACAAGAUGAAGUUCACUUCGGAAAUGUAUCAAUUCAUAUCCGGAGAAGAUUUCUUCCGAAUGGACAAGUUCUUCCAAGCUGACAUUUGUUUUCAAGUAUUCAGCAACGUCAACUCAGAUUCCGCAACAUUGGGAAUCUACCAAGGGAAGGUUUGUUUUGCUGUCACUGGCAAAUUGAUCGACAUGGACUUCCAAUUGGCACACCCAAUAAUUCCCGUUGAGUAUUAA